GCGCAUGCGCGCAGCGCUCGUUCUCUUUUCAACCGUUCAAGAUGGGUCGCGUCAGGACGAAGACCGUGAAGAAGGCUUCUCGUGUUAUUAUCGAGAAAUUCUAUCCACGAUGCACCUUGGAUUUUCACACAAACAAGCGUUUGUGUGAGGAGAUUGCAAUUAUCCCAAGCAAGCGUCUCCGUAACAAGAUUGCUGGAUUUGUUACUCACUUGAUGAAGCGUAUCCAGAAGGGACCAGUCCGUGGUAUCUCGAUCAAACUUCAGGAAGAAGAGCGUGAACGCCGUGACAACUACGUGCCUGAUGUGUCUGCUUUGGAUGGUGAGGUCAUCGAGAUUGACCCAGACACCAGCAGCAUGUUGAAAUCCUUGGACUUCACCAUUCCCAACGUCCAAGUUGUCACCUCAUCACAGAACGAUAAUAUGGCCGGUGGCCGCCCUUAUCAUGGUCGCCAGCAAAGAGCUUAAAUAAAAAAUGUUUUAAACCCGA
Messenger RNA from Sycon ciliatum, 486 nucleotides. Its product is annotated as small ribosomal subunit protein eS17-like. The record is from RefSeq and is a predicted model, not a curated record. Gene Ontology annotation, cellular component: ribosome. The coding region runs from base 42 to 464 and encodes 140 amino acids. The transcript is spliced from 5 exons. Gene Ontology annotation, biological process: translation. Lineage: Eukaryota; Metazoa; Porifera; Calcarea; Leucosolenida; Sycettidae. Gene Ontology annotation, molecular function: structural constituent of ribosome.